UCAUUUAUAUAACUGAAAUCAGUUUUAAGAGCUUACGUAUAAUAUUUUAUUUGAAAAUGGCAAAUGAUAUUAUAUUUUUUAGAGUUCUAUUAUUUUACAUCACAUUAAUCGUCUUAUGCAUUUUCAACACAUCAUCACAAAAAGUAAUAACAAAUCUUGGCUUAAACGAAGCUCAAAUGUGAAAUGUUUAUUUCUUUUAGGUGAGAUAUAUCGGGAAGCCCUAAAACCAGAUCAAGAUUGUGUGUGGAUGAAUGCAAAAUAUUGCAAAGCUAGUAAUGAAAGUAUUAUAACUCGUAAUUAUUAUCUUGAUAUAUGUAAACUUGUUGGCUUACAAACGAAAGUUUGUUGUCCGACUCCAAUGACGGCUAAUGAACUGGCAAUCAAAAAUAUAGAUGAAAAAUGUUUAGAAUUUUCUACAUUAGAAAAAAUUAAAUAUAACUUUAUGUUAAGAGAAAUCAGUUUAACUGAGGAGUUUAAAUUAUUGCAUCAUGAACGUGAAAAUCUAGAGGGUUACGUAGUAGGUGGUACGUUUGUCAAGCUCCAAGAGUUUCCACACAUGGUGCUAUUAGGUUAUGGUGCCACCCCGACAAAUGGAGAGGAUUUUAAAUGCGGAGGUUCGCUGAUAAGCAAAAGGUGGAUACUGACUGCUGCACACUGUCUAAAAAGUUCUGGGAAUGUGGCUCGUUGGGCUCGCCUUGGAGUUUUAAAAAGAGUCGUUGAUGAAACCAACGUAGAUCGGCCCAAUGACUAUGAAAUAGUUGAGCAUAUAAUACAUCCCGAUUACAAUCCACCUUCGCUGUACAACGAUAUAGCUUUAUUUCGUUUGGGGAGGAACGUCGUAUUUUCCGAUGAUGUGCGACCGAUUUGUCUUAACACUGAUCUGAAUUUAACUCCGCCAAAGCAAAUAGCUACUGGUUGGGGACGAAUUUCAACAGCUGGAGCACUUAGUGACUUUUUGUUAAAAGCGGAUUUGGAUAUUUUCUCGAUGAAACACUGCAACGAAAGUUAUUCCAAUGAUCCAAAAUUAAGAUUUGGAAUAUUACCUGACAGUAUGAUAUGUGCGGGUUCGUUUGAUGGCACAAAAGACACUUGCUUGGGUGAUUCGGGAGGUCCACUUCAAUUAGAACAUGCCAAAUACAGGGGCAUGUAUACACAAUACGGGAUUACAUCUUUUGGGAGAUUUUGUGCCGAUAAGGAUACACCCGGAAUUUAUACUAGAGUGGCCAAUUAUAUUCCAUGGAUCGAAAAAAUAGUAUUUUCAAAUGACUGAAGACGUGUAAUAAAGUGUAGUAAAUAAAUCGUUAUAAUUUCCUAUUUAAAUUUCUAAUCCGCUGAAUGAAUUACGAGAAAGUCUGAUAUACAGUUUGUGGUUUGUCAACAAUUGUACACAAUUAUAAAUUAUAACGCCUUAACUUUUAACUUGA
This is a messenger RNA of Acyrthosiphon pisum (pea aphid), 1424 nucleotides long. Its product is annotated as venom protease. Gene Ontology annotation, biological process: proteolysis. Lineage: Eukaryota; Metazoa; Arthropoda; Insecta; Hemiptera; Aphididae. Gene Ontology annotation, molecular function: serine-type endopeptidase activity. The record is from RefSeq and is a predicted model, not a curated record. The coding region runs from base 116 to 1270 and encodes 384 amino acids. The transcript has 7 exons.